This is a messenger RNA of Thermochaetoides thermophila DSM 1495, 2160 nucleotides long. Its product is annotated as putative sister chromatid cohesion protein. Gene Ontology annotation, molecular function: chromatin binding; protein binding. The transcript has 4 exons. Gene Ontology annotation, cellular component: cohesin complex; synaptonemal complex. The coding region runs from base 1 to 2160 and encodes 719 amino acids. NCBI's taxonomy places the organism in Eukaryota, Fungi, Ascomycota, Sordariomycetes, Sordariales, Chaetomiaceae. The record is from RefSeq and is a predicted model, not a curated record. Gene Ontology annotation, biological process: synaptonemal complex assembly; mitotic sister chromatid cohesion; replication-born double-strand break repair via sister chromatid exchange.
AUGUUCUACAGUCACGAGAUUCUCACUAAUCACCAGUAUGGUGUGGCAACCGUCUGGUUGGUGUCAACCAUCGGCCUGCGCUCUAGCACAAGAAAGAUCACUCGGAAGGCCAUUCAGGAAGUCAAUGUGAAGAAGGCAUGCGAAACCAUCCUUCAGCCAGAUGCCCCCAUGGCCCUGCGGCUCCAGGGCAGACUACUUUAUGGGCUAUCUCGGGUCUAUUCUCAACAAUGCCAUUAUGUCCUGACCGAUGCAGAAAAGGUUCAGGCCCACAUGAUGGCAUUCUGGACCUCAUUGAGGAACUGUGAUGAUUCCCUUGACCCGGAAGCAGGCAAAUCCAAGCGUAAGGAACUCAUCCUUGAAGAUGAUCCGAACUUUGACCUAAACAUCAACCUUCCCGCACUCGAUUUUGACGAGGAUGGGAAUCCUGUUGCGCUACAAUUAAGUCAAACCUCAAGAAAGACCUCUUCACAACUCUCUCCUCUCCAGUCAAACGACUCGAUCCGGAGUUUUCACCGCUCUCCGAUCAGUGGUUUCAACCUUUCGCAGUCUAUCUCACCCGGAUUAAGCGGUAAUUCUCUUCUGCCAGACCCUUUAGAUCAAGACUCUAUGACUCCGAAUAAAAGUAACGACGGUCUGCUACCAUUUGACGGCGAGGAACGCCACUUGCAUGCAGUUGAAGAUGUUGGCAUCAUUAUUGAUGCAGAUGGUAAUGCGAUGGAGAUGGAACCUCCAGAAGUACUUCAUCAGUCAAGCCUGGAAGCGCAGGAAGAAGGCGUUUUCUUGAAUCAGCCAGAGGAAAACCUCCUCUUCGAUCAGCAAGGCGAUGCUCUCAUAGGUAGAAGUGAUGUGCUUGUGAUGCACUCACAUCCAGUGCGAUUAGAGCGGCCUGUGGAGCAAGAGAGGCAGGAGCCCGAGCAGGUCAGACAGGAAGUGGCGGUGGAAGGGGUCAAUUCAAGUCAGCCUCCUGUGCGCAGUCAACGCCGACGGCGCCGUCCGAUGUUGACUCCGGACGAUCAAACUAAGAUUACUCGACAAGAGCUCAAGUCAUGGAGCGCCGACUACCUCACCAACGCUGAACGCGCGAUUCGUCCACGCAAUGCUGUUACUCCUGCCGAGGCCCGCAGGAACGCCUUUAACCUGAUCUUCGGUCGCGGCAUUGGUGGCGUCGGUUUUCCUACAGGAGUGCCAGGUCUUAUCCACCCGUUAGCGGACCAAUUUGCAGGUCUGGGUCUGCAAGUAUCUCUUCUUGGGGUCGCUAUCAUACCUAACAAUGCAGUCCGCGGCCGUCGUCGCACAGCCCUUGAGGCCCUUGAGCUCGAGGAAGAUGAACAUGGACGUCGUGUUCGUCCCCGUCUCAGUGCUGAGAGCAACAGUGAUGCAGAUCAGGCCGCACAGCAACUCCCGCGACACGAUGAAGAUGCCGCUGGCCUGCUCGUGAAUGAUGAUGAAUUCCCUCCGAUUGAACUCGGCAGACGUGCGGGCUCAGUUUUGGGCAGCGACAAUAACCCACCUUCCGACCUCCCCUGGAACCGCCCUUCGUCUCAAGUCCCCAGCUCAUCCAUCAAGGCAGGCAGCAGGGCUGGCAGUCGUCAGGUUAGCGCUAGCCCUUUGCAUCACCGCGGCGCCAUGGUCGUCCCGGGCCCAGAUAUAGAGCGUUACAGCGAUCAGGCUGUCUUCGGCACUGGCGACUUCGCCCCGGUUCUUCAUUCCGGAGCUCCCGGCAUCUCUUCUUCUCCACCGCGCCUUGCCUUCGAGCAGGACUUCUUCCAUCAUUACCAUGAACAUGGCGAAGUAAGCGGCGCAGCCUCACAGGUGCUCUAUUCCGCUCUCGACAGCGACGGACGCAAGUUCCUUGAGUAUCUUGUCUCCCUUGCCCGUGAGUGGGGUGUUCGCGUCGCCGGUGAUGAGCUUGUUAUUGGAGCUGGCAGGAAGCACAGAUGUAAAUGGAUCACGUUCGAUGAGCUUUUCCCUGACGAGGCUAGCCGAACCUGUACUGCCGCAGCCCAGGCCUUCCACCACGUGCUCACACUAGCGACCAAGAACCUCAUUUGUGUUGCCCAGGAAGGCCAAGGAGGACAAGUGCCGUUCGGGACGAUCCGAAUCGGCGUAGAGGUCCCUCUUGAUGUGCAUCCCGCAGGUGCCCACGAUGGGCAUGCGUAG